Coffea eugenioides is the source of this 1488-nucleotide messenger RNA. RefSeq lists its product as uncharacterized. Lineage: Eukaryota; Viridiplantae; Streptophyta; Magnoliopsida; Gentianales; Rubiaceae. The record is from RefSeq and is a predicted model, not a curated record. The transcript has a single exon. The coding region runs from base 1 to 1488 and encodes 495 amino acids.
AUGAUGCAGUGCCGAAUGCUCAACCAAGUCCCCCGAGAGCUGAAUCAGUGGAAGAAUAACCUGUCUUACGAGAUUGGGGGGCUAUUCCAAUAUGUGGGUCAUUUACCAAGCCUUGUCGACAUAAUACCCAACGUUUCUGCUAUCCAAGCAUUGAUUAAUUAUUGGGAUCCUGACGCCUCGGUUUUUCGGUUUGGAAUGUGCGAGCUCACCCCAACCCUAGAAGAGUUAGAGGGAUUAUUGCAAGUGCCGGGAAAGGGCAGUCCUAUGAUAUACCCGAGCGGGGGAACCAGAAAGCAGUUUUGCCGAUUUUUAGGAUUAAGGAACAAUAGCUUAGAUCAACACCCCGAUGCUAGAUCUUGUCCACUGAGGUUUCUAUAUGACCGAUUUGGGGAAAAGGAGUCCUUUGAACGCCAUCAGAUUGAUUUCUUUAUAACAAAGGGGCAAUGGGAAGAGAAACGUGUACAAGCUUUUGGGUUGGUUUUGAUCAACUUAUUGCUAUUCCCUCAAAGGCAUGGAAAGGUGACAUUUGCAACCAUUAAUAUGAUUCAAAAUCUUUUCUUAGGAAUUCAAGAAGCAACACCAACUUUGAUACCCGUUGUCAUAGCAGAUAUCUUCUCAGCCCUUACCAAUUGCCAAAGGAAAGGGGGUUUCUUCUACGCUUCAAACUUGGUACUUCAAAUGUGGAUCAUGGAACAUUUGGCGAAGAGAUCACUUAAUCCUAUGGGUUCUUGUCUCCCAGUUGAGAAUUGGAUUGGUUCACAUCGAGAGAGAGUCGGUCGCUACUAUCGCGUGAUGUCGUCAAGCCAGUUUAUCGAGGAGUUCAACAAUUUGACACCAGAAAAAGUGCAGUGGGUUUUAGAUUGGACCAAGGUCAGGGACCCAACUUUUAGGACCACCCAACAUGACUUCAUUCCUCUAGCCGGAGUUAAUGGUCUAGUCGCCUAUAUUCCGCAAAGGGUUAUGAGACAGUUUGGCUACCCGCAAAGCAUUCCCAUGGUACAAGGAGUUGAAGUUCUCAGAUUGGGUACAGUGACAGAGAGUCGAAGUAUGGUAUUAGAGGCUUGGGGAAAUUUGCGAGGACUUGAGAAUUUGCAGUUGGAAUUGGUAAACAAGAUGGCGCCUGCAGUAAUGCCUGGGUACAAUGAAUGGAUCAAGCAAAGGGUCGAACAUGAUAGUGCAAGGCAACAAUCAGCACCAGCCAGUCCUGAAGAGCAAAUGGAAAAGCUAAGGGAGGAAUUAGAGGAAUCUCAAGCUCAGCUUAUAAUGGCCAACAGAGUUCUAGAAGAUACCCAAGUGCAGCUGAGGAGGGAGAAGAAGAAAAAUGAGAAGCUAGAGGAAACCAUAGAUGCAUUUGAUAGGAUUAGGGAAGGAGCACGUAAGCUCAGUUUAGGGAGCUCUAGGGAAUCACAAAGUACAAGUCUCUGGAGACAUAGAGAUUUUGUAAACAUGGUUACUAAGACCAUUGACGAGAUUGUAAAGAAAGAUUGA